Salpingoeca rosetta is the source of this 1477-nucleotide messenger RNA. RefSeq lists its product as uncharacterized. The record is from RefSeq and is a predicted model, not a curated record. Bases 46 to 1059 code for a protein of 337 amino acids. The transcript has a single exon. Lineage: Eukaryota; Choanoflagellata; Craspedida; Salpingoecidae.
GCAUCUCAUGGCUGGCGGUUGAGGUGGACCUGGCAAUCUGAGUGCAUGGCAGUGGCGAUGACGAUGACGAUGAUGGUGUUGGCGGUGGCGGUGGUGUUGCUGGCGGUGGUGGGGCUGGGUGGACAAGAAGCGCAUGCGUUCAACAACGCGAGCAUUGCCUUUGUGAGGUACUUCAAGGUUGGCGGGACCACGAUGAGCGGCCUCAUGCUGGGCAUGAAGCGGACCUACAACAAGCAGAUUGUCAUCCCAACGACGUCCAUCGCGCGCGAACCCUUCUACUCCGUGUACCACUACAGCGCCUGCAACAUCUUCAUGCGCGUGAACAGAUUUGGCCCAAAGCACCCCUGGCUGCGCAUCUCGCUCGUGCGCGAGCCGCAGGCGGCAGUCCUGUCUGCGUUCUACCACUUUUGCCUCACCCGCAGCAACUGCCGCGGCGUGGAGUCUCAGUUCCCCAAGGACGUUGAUCGCUCCUCGGACGAGUUCAAGCUGGCAUAUCUGGCGGCGCACCGGACGUCCGCAGCGGAGUACCUCGCGCCGUGUGGCCUGCGCGUGAAUGCGUCGGACGGCAGUGCUUCGCAGGCGCACGCCAUCGUCGCAACGUACCACCUGGUUGCCGUGAACGAGCGGUACUUGGAGUCGCUGCUGGUGUUCCGCCACCUGUUCGACCUCACCUUCCACGACAUCCUGCACUUUCCCGCGAAGAAGUUCAAGCAGGGCGAGAAGGACGACUACGGAUUGCCUGCGCCCGCGCGGCCCGAAACGGAGAGCGAGGCUGUGGUCGGCUUCCUGGAGAAGCUUGCCAACACAACGCUGGCAGCGGACACGGCCCUGCAUCGCGCGGCGGUGGCGCGGCUGGAUGAGCACAUCGACACGCUCGGGCAGAAGAAGAUUGCAGACGAGAAAGCCUUCUUUGAGAAGGCGCUCGCGUGUGCGCGGGAGCAGUGUGCUGACCAGCAGCACAGCGACUGCAUGGAGGUUGACCAGAUGUGCGGAUACACGUGUCUGCACAGCGUCAACUUUGAGCGAGACUGUAACCUCACCGUGCCGAGCCCAGCAUAGGAGCAAGCACAUGUUACGGACAUGUGUGUGUAAUAAUGUGUGUGUGUGUGCGUGUGCGCGCGCGUGUGUGUGCGCGUGUGUGUGCGCGUGUGUGUGUGUGCGCGCGCGUGUGUGUGAUAAUGUGUGUGUGUGUGUGUGCGUCUCUGUGCUUCUGUUUGUCUGUGUUUGUAUCAGUGUGUGCGUCAUGCACAUUAUUUGUGCUUUUGUGCGCAGUGACAUGCCGCUGCCCUCUAUCUAACUGCCACACUGAGUAUUCAACUGGUUGCUUCAUCUUGUCUCCCUAACAAGCCGGCCUGUUCCCCCCCCCCGUUCUGACUUUGACCAAUGGCUCAUACGCCGCUAUCAAUGAAUGCAAAGACGGGUUCAUUACCAAUGUACACCUCCCACAACAAGCACUCAUACACACACAUGUGCCCAG